GAGGGUGGUAGUGCUCGGUACAGUUCCAAUUCCUCCGUCUCCCUGACCACCUCGAGUGGCGUCGGUGCCUCCGGCAAUCUGACAUUGCCCAGCAGCUCCGGUUACGGAUUCACCUCGCACUCCUUCACCUCGUCCACAGGCACCGGUUUGCCCAGCCUCCCUCCUUUCAGCACUGCCACAACCGCAGGCGUCAACAGCACAGCCUCAACAACACUGCAUCUAACGCCAGCCUUUGCGAGCCAUCAUUCCAUUCUGCACUCAUCCUCAGCCCAACCGAGCACAUCUGCCUCAUCUGGUCACUCGUUGACGUCGCCAGAUCUGUCCACAGCUUCAUCCACAAUUCGACAGUCCAUCAGCUCGCUGUCCUCCACGGCCAAAUCCGCCUCUUCCAGCAUCCAACCUUCAUUGGCAGUCUCCUCCUCCGCCACACCCUCGCCUCCCUCCUCCUCCUCUUCUCCCAGCACCACCUCCUCGCCAUCCUUCGCCUUCACACAAGCCUGUUGCCUCUCGCCGUCCACCUCUUCCGGCUCCGGUCUGGCGGCUUCCAGUUCAGCCACCUUCACACCUCGACACUCGCCCAGUCGCUAUGCCUCCGUCGGCGACGGAGCCCACUCGUCCGAGUGUUCGGCCAGCUCCGUCGCCUCUGGUCAGACGAUGAGGCGGCCAUCUGUGAGUUGGCAUUUCAUGGCAAACUGCCCAGUUGAUGGUAGACCAUCGAGGCGUAACUUGUAG
Protopolystoma xenopodis is the source of this 732-nucleotide messenger RNA. Lineage: Eukaryota; Metazoa; Platyhelminthes; Monogenea; Polystomatidea; Polystomatidae. The record is from the annotation of a GenBank genome assembly.